This is a messenger RNA of Protopolystoma xenopodis, 477 nucleotides long. NCBI's taxonomy places the organism in Eukaryota, Metazoa, Platyhelminthes, Monogenea, Polystomatidea, Polystomatidae. The record is from the annotation of a GenBank genome assembly.
AUGCCGACUUCGAUGCGGGCGAAACUUCUGGGAAUGUACCACGUCCACGGCCGUGCAAUUUGGCAUGAAGGUGACUGCUUCUACGCCUCGGGCCUGCGCAGAACGGGACGACUGCCCCACUCGUCACAGAAGUCAGGGACGCUGGCAGCGACCGAAAUUGUGGGUGUUCCAGGCGCCUUUUAUGCUCCAGGAAGCCGUUGGGUAGAAGUAAAUGACGCCUGCACCGAAUGUGUUUGUCUUGGCAACCGGUCAUAUACAUGUGCUCCACGACUAUGUACCAGAUUGUUUCUCUGUCCCAGUGGUCUGGUGCCCACGGCCCUGGCUGGUGAUUGCUGUCCAUCCUUAUGCACUCGGCCACGCCUGAGGGAACGCACCAGGUUCCUGCCAUCUGGACCAGCCUCACUGCCUCCGACCAAACCAAUGCUUUUCGCUCCCUGCUUAAUCGUCUCCGCCAGCCUUGACAGCAUUCUCUCUUAG